Molecule: messenger RNA, 5890 nt
Organism: Bradysia coprophila
Lineage: Eukaryota; Metazoa; Arthropoda; Insecta; Diptera; Sciaridae
Gene: stx
Product: ubiquitin-like domain-containing protein stuxnet
Cellular component (GO): nucleus
Molecular function (GO): protein binding
Source: RefSeq, a predicted model, not a curated record
GUGUGUACAAGAGAAACGAACUUGGCAAAAACAAAAUUUCUGUGUUUUGUCCCAAGUUCUACAAAUAAAUCGUAUAAAGUGUCAUAUUGCUGGUCACACAGUCAUACUUUGAUUUUCUAUUGAGAUGUCAUAAAGUUCAUUUCAAACAGAGUUUUUUUAAUCAAAAAUAUUAAAAAUGAUUUUUAGAUAAUUAUAGUGACAAUUUUCUUACACGGAAGAUCAAUUCAUUUGAAUUCGUCGGUAGCUUGAACGGUGAUAUUUUUGUGAAGUUCGAUCGAAAAAUCGCUGAUAAAAAUUCGGUUUUGCCUGGGUGCGGCGGUGCGUCCGUUUGUGUGGCACACAACGAACCAUUUGCAAAAAAAGAACUCGUUCGUCGUUCCUCUUGGUGUGCAUUAGUGUGAGCCAUACAGAUUUUUUUUUUCGAUUAUUUCUUUGAUCGAAACGUUUUUCGGGUGCUGUGUUGAAAAGUUUUGAAGAACAAAAAUGGAAAAGUUUCCGUCAGGAAGUGAUUCACGAGAUUUAGCACUUGGGUGUGGCUCAUCUUCUGUUGUAUCACAGAUUACCCUUAAUAUUACCACAACGACGGGAGGCAAUUUUUCUGUUGUGGUCGAAAGUCAAAUUACGGUCGAAAGUUUGAAGAAAAUCAUAGCAAAGAAACUGAAAGUGGCCAAAGAUCGGAUUUGUUUACUGCAUCGUGAAAAAGAAUUACAAGAGGGGACAUUGAAGGAUAACGGACUCAUGGAUGAAUCGAAAAUCAUCUUGAUACCAAAUGUCGAAACCGGUUUAUUGGCACAACGACCAGAAAAUACCGUCAUGCAAGCAUUGGAAUCGUUGAAUGAUUCACAAGUCAAUGACUUUUUGAGUGGAAAAACGCCACUGAAUUUAAGCAUGCGACUUGGCGAUCAUAUGAUGCUGAUUCAACUGCAGUUGAGCACGGUCAAUCCAUCAAGUCCAUCGCAUGCAGCUCGAACGAAAAAUUCAAUUAAAUCGAAAAUUUCAGCAGCACAAUCAUCACAUCCAUCGGCAACUAUCAGUCACACCGAAACCGUUACUACGGAGACCACUCAACGGUCGCGUUCGAAUUCAAUUGAUCUGAGCGAAAGUAACACAUCGAUUUCGACGUCUAACACUGAUCUAGCUACUACAACCGAAACACCGUCAACCGCUCGCCAACGUGACCUAAUUCUCACUAGUCGCCAACUCGAAGACUUGAAAAAUAUCGUCCAUUCUUUAUCAAACAUGCAGCAACAGCAGCAGCAACAACAACAAUCGAGUGACGAUUCUAGUUUCGAAAGUGACUCAUUGCUGGAACAGUCUCCGAUAAAAUCAUUAUCAAAUCUAGUCUCCAGUCCCAUUAAAACGAUACCGAUAAAAAGCAUUCCCAUUGCCGACUUUGCCGCAUCAACCAGCAACGCAACCGAUCCGAUUACAGCCAAACUUACCUCGUGCUUAUGCAAACGAUUAGAUUCUAACAGUAACUCAAACGAAUGCGAUUCAAAUUGUCAAGUACAUUCUAGUGUUCGUGACCAGCCUCAGCCAUCCACAUCAUCCUUGGAGCAUAACUACAGCAGUAGCAGCAAUAGCAACGGGCCACCAAAGCCUCUGCGCUCACCAUUGUUGCAUCGUACCAUAAACAAUCCGAUUGCUAAGUCGAAGCAACGGCAGUUCACGAACGCCUAUUUGCGGCGAUCGAAAAGCUCCGACAACAUUCGAAGUAACGAAUCAACACCGUCAACAAGUACAACCGCCGGUCAAAGUAAUUUUCUGGCCGACUCGAAUCCAGGUGAUGCUCCAGUAGGACUGAAUGGUGGCGAUACGAGAGCACUAGCUGAAGCGUCCAGGAAUCUAACUCAAACGUUAAGAAAAUUGUCGAAAGAAGUGUUCACAAACAAAGUCGAUGUGGCCGAAGAGAAUCAACGGAAAAAUGCGAAUGGAUGUGGUGCCGUUAUCGAGUCAAUGAAGAACCACGGCAAAGGUAUUUACUCAGGGACCUUUUCUGGCACAUUGAAUCCAGCACUACAGGAUCGAUACGGUCGACCGAAACGCGACAUUUCAACGGUUAUUCAUAUUUUAAAUGAUUUGCUGAGCGCCACGCCACAAUACAGUCGUGGAGCACGAAUCAGUUUCGAGCCAACGCCUAACAGAGCAAUCAAGCAGGCACCGACCCGGACGACUUUCCAAAAAGACACAAUAUGCACCAAAUGUUCAACAACCAGGUCUCUAAACUGCAUAUACGGUGAAUGCACUGGUCAUUCGACUGAUUACUAUUGUGAUAAACAUAGACCAAUUAACGAACCAACAAGCACCAUUCAAAUGCCAUUAUCAAGCUGUCGCUGUGCACGCAUCCUUAAACUGGACGAAUCAUCAAACGACAGUCUAAAUAGCAGCGAUUGCCAAUGUCAAUUUCGUUCAUUCGAUCCGACCGCUCCCGAAGAGGCCACGUCGAACAGUGGCAUCGCCGACCUGCUGUGUGUUCAACCGGUGAAACAAGUGUGUAUAAAGUGUAGCAGCAUAGAGCAGGAGAAUAGCAAAACGAAAAGUAAAUUGGACCAAUUGCGUUUGGUGAUGCGGCAGAAGAAGGAGCGUCGUGAAGCGCGCAAAUUGAAAAGUACACCGUACGGCGACAAAGAUUCGCGUACGGCAAUCGUAGCGCUGGCUGGCUCAUCGAAUUCGUUAUUAAAUAAUAGUACAAUAACCUCAACGAUCACGUCGCAGCAGCAACAACAGCAGCAGCAGCAACAACAACAUCAAGAACAACAAACAACCAAUCACAAUUUAGUGGAAGAAGUUGACACGGCAGCGUAAGCGUUCACUGCAAAGAGUUUUUUUUUCUUUGUUUCAAAUUUAAAUUAUUUUCUGUUUCGUUAAAACAAGAUUAAAAAAAAAUCAAUAAAAUCCGGGUCUUACAUCCGAUGAUCGUUUUAACACGUUGCCGGUUAUUGGGACUUGUCAACUUUAGGCACACCGGAAAGUGCUAAGGGAGUCGAGGAAUACCUCCAAAUAAAUUUCUAAAAAUCAAAAAUUUGACUUUUGAUUUUUAGAAAUUUAUUUGGAGGUAUUCCUCGACCCCUUAAGCACUUUCCGGCGUGCCUAAAGUGCCUGCUCGAGCAUUACCCCCUACGUGUUAAUUGUGAUUCAUUUUUAAUCUUUUCUUUAAAUAUUUUAGUUGUUGUAUUUUGUGUUGUUUUCGUUUAUCAUUCAUUCGAUUCAAUUUUACUGGCAGGGGACACUCAACCGACUCAAAUGUCAUGCAAUUCAAUCGAUCAAUCUCAACGACACGCGUUUUGUUUCCGUACAAGGUACACGUCAAAAUGCCGUGUCCGUUUCCAAUUUGACACAGACAGUGCUUCCGUAGAGGUAUGUCGUAGCGAACUAUUGUCGGAAUGAAAGGAUUUAAAUGAGGUCAUUCGAAUAGUGUACUCGUUGAAAUAGAAAAAAAAGAUUUUUUGAUCAUCCCCUGUUCCACGUUGUUUGGAAAGAAUCGACAGCAUUAUGUUCCAGUCCGGCAUCUCUUUCCGCGUUUUUUGUUACGGUGCGCAUUUUGAAUUUGACAAAUAGCCCCUGGGUGGUUCAUCGAAACGUGUAUACUGUACAGUUCGCUAAGAUUUGAAUUGAUAAAACGAUUUAAAAAAAAUGCCGCUCCACUUAGAUGGGCAAUUUCAAAAAAAAAUUCCUUAAAAGCAUACUUGUGAUGAGAAAGAAAUUCUGCUCAGGAAAAACAUUAUCGAUUGACAAAAGAUCGCUUGUGCGUCAGCAAGCAAAAUUACAAACAAAAACAGUUUUAAAAAAAUCCGCGGUCGUGGUAUUCGAUUCGGAGUGAAAAAAUGUUGUAGCGACUCCAUUGUUAUACGGGUAUUUCAUUUUAUGUUCAAAUUAUGUUUUCGUUUUUUUUUAAAUAAUCGAUCGAUCGGUGAUACCGGAACCGGAUACUUUUUAGUUGAAUUGACUGACUGACUGUGUGCAUAUAUAUAUAUACGUAUCGGUCCAGAUGUCAUCACAUAUUGGACAUAACACAUUUCUAACGUAAUUUGUUUUGUUUUGUUUCUUUGUUUUCCAACCAAAAUCUCGCUGUAGAUAUCAGAUUGUUCUGUUAAAAACUGUAGUCUCGACAAAAAAGAAAUAUUUGCUUAUAACAUAACCAAGUACAUAAUGGCUCUGGAAAGCCAUUAAGGUUUUGAUUUAACAAUUUUGUUUUUUUUUUACAAAAUGAACAAAAAAAACACAUUUUAACGAAAUUGUAAAUUAUUGUAAACUAUAAAAAAGUGAAGAAAAACUACUGAUGGCAUGGCGUCAUUUCUUUUCUUUAUAUAUAAAUACAGUUUGAGCAACAAACAAUUUUAUUGACGCCGUGGUUAUUAAUACUAGUUUGGAUGGAGAUAGUAUCUUGGAUCUAAUUUGUGUGGCCCAUAGAGUUAAAAAAAAGAAGAAAUUUAAAUUUAGGAAUGAAAUUUUGUUUUCAAUUUAUUUGCUCGUUGUUCCUUGUCACUUAACUCAGUUAUAAUAUAAAUAAUUCGUGUGAAAAAAUUAAAUUGGAUAAAUACUAACAAAAAAAUCUGAAAUGUUCAAGCACUCUCACCACCGGUUCGAUAUUUGCACCUUAACUUUGUCACCUUCUAAAAUUUAUUUUUGAUAUUAGCCUGGCAUUUAGUUUCACUUGUUUCUUUGUGAUAUUAAAUAAGAAAACGACGAAGAGAUCGUUUUCGAAAAAUAUAUUUCCUUUUUAGAAAAACACUUUGUUUAGACUUGGGACAUGGUGAUCCAAAAAUAUGUACGCUGCUUGUCGGUCAAUAAGUUAAUCACAUUGAGAUAAUUCCAGGAUCGGACUGGCUAGCCAAAGACGUGUCGGGUUAUCUGCUAGGGAAAAGGAUAAACUUUAGGAAUUGACGCGAAUUCUGUUCGGAAAAUGCGUUAGUAUAGGAAUUUUAAGUAAGAAAAAUUCAAUGAGGCCAUGUGGCCAGUCCGCAGAAUUCAGUUAAAACUUAAAUAAGAAAUAUUUGGAUUGGUUCGUCACAGUAAUGUGGUUGUUCGUUGAAUAUAUUGUUAGUUUAACUAUAAUUUUGUAGACAAUCACCAUCUAUUACAUUUCAUUGCACCCAUCCAAACAAAUUACAACUUUAAAGUUAAAAAAAAAUCAAAAAAUUUGUUUUGAAAAGCUUUGGUGCACUUAUUGAAUUGUUGUUUAAUUGAAAAAUUGUCAGCGUCCCUCGUAGUGGGGGAAAUCGAAUUAAAAAUCUUUUUUCAAUCAUCUUAAUUCUUCAACACGUCAAAACAAAAACAAAAAAUUGUUGUGCCAAAUGUAACCAAGGGCAAAUAUUGAUAACAUUCAUUACGUAAUUUUGUGUGUUCUACUAAAAAAAUAUUUUUAAAAUUAAAUUAAAUUAAAAAAGGAAGAAAAAGUUACCGUCAAAUGCAGAAAAUGUUAUGGAACUUAAGAAAGAAAACGCUCGGAAAACAUAUCUCCCACUUAAGUGUAUCACCAGAAACGGUAAUCCGGGGAAAUGGCAUUGUUAAAAUAACAAAAAAUCAAAGAAAUUCAAAGUUUACACGGUGUAUUUAAUCACAUAAUUUUAAAUUUAAGUUGUGUGAGUCUAAAUUCGUUUCGUUUUAGGUGGUAGUUUAUAUUUAAAAAAAAAAACACACACAAUUUCGUACGAGAUUUUUUUUUGGUGAGUGUGAUGUUCUAAUCGAAGCUUAUAAAAGUCACCGGUGUUUCAUUUUCUCUCUCUCACACACACACAUAUGCAUUAAAAAGGACUCUUGAAUUUACACAAAUUUGAACCAAAUUAUUGAACUUAUAAUGUCAGUGUUCCGGCAAUGUUUUAUUUGCUGGGACCCGCGAGGAGCUAGUAUUAGAUUGUCGAAGUAAAUAAUAAAAAAUAAAUAAAUUAAA